AUGCAGCCAUCUCUGCUGCUCGCUGCCCUUGCCGUCGGCAUCGGUGUCGACGCCAUCUACCCGCCGCGCGGCUCAACGGCACCCAAGACCAAUGGCACCAGGUUGUUGACUUUCAAUGAGACGGUGCCGACGAGUCUGUCUCCGUCUUCCGUCUCUCUCGCGUGGGUAGCCAGCGAUGUCGACGGCCAGUACAUCUACGCCGGAGACGACGGCGCUCUGAUUCUCGCUAAUGCCGUCACUGGCGAGAACGAGACGUUCGUGGCCGCUGACCAAGUGCCUGCCGACUACUGGGACUACUGGAUCAGCGCCGACCUGGAACGCGUCUUGUGGGCCACCAACUACACCAAGCAGUACCGUCAUUCCUACUUUGCCGACUACUUUGUCCUCGACAUUGCCUCCGGAAGCUUGGACCCCCUCGUUGCUGAUCAGGCCGGCGAUAUCCAGUACGCCGAGUGGGAUCCCAAUGGAGAGAAAAUUGCCUUUGUCCGCGGAAACGACCUGUACAUCUGGGCCGAUGGUGAGAUUACGCGCAUUACUUCUGACGGUAACCCGGAUACCUUUAACGCCGUCCCCGACUGGGUCAUGGAAGAGGAAAUUCUGGGUGACCGCUAUGCGCUUUGGUGGAGCCCCGACGGCGAGAAGAUUGCGUAUCUCAGCUUCAAUGAGACCGGCGUGCCAACAUUCCGUGUACAAUACUACCUCGACAACACUGAAUACGGCAAUUCUUAUCCGCGGGAGCUGGAACUCAGGUACCCCAAGGUCGAUGCCACCAAUCCAACAGUUAGCUUCAACCUGCUGGAUAUUGCUUCUUCUGAGAUCACUCCCAUUGCCAUUGACGCAUUCCCUGCGGAUGAUCUCAUUAUUGGCGAGGUCGCCUGGGUUACUGAUGAUCACUCCAACGUUCUGUUCCGCGCCUACAACAGAGUUCAGGACUCGGAGAAGGUGGUGAAUGUUGACGUUGCUUCCACUUCGACCUCCGUGGUGCGUGAGCGCUCCGAAAGCGAGGGCUGGCUCGACAACAACCUUGCCAUCACCUACGUCGGCGCCGCAGCCGGCAACGGCACCAACGGAACCUAUUAUCUCGAUCUCUCGGACGUCUCUGGCUGGACGCACAUCUACCUCUAUCCUGUGAACGGCGGAGCUGCUAUUCCACUGACCUCUGGCGAAUGGGAAGUCCGUUCAAUCCUCAAGGUCGACACCGCCCGAAGCCUGGUCUACUACACCUCCACAGAACACCACAGUACCGAGUCGCAUCUCUACUCGGUUUCCUACAAAACCUUCAAGAAGACGCCUCUCGUCGAUGACACCAUUCCUGCCUACUGGAGCGCCUCGUUCUCCAGCAGCGGUGGCUACUACUCUCUCUACUACCAAGGACCCGACGUCCCCUACCAGGAACUCUACUCCAUCAACAGCACGACGACGCCUCUGCGCACCCUGGUCGACAAUGCCGACUUCUACGCCAAGAUCAACGAGUACAAGCUUCCCGAAAUCAGCUGGUUCGAGCUCGAGCACCCGUCAGGCGAGAAGCUCAACGUGAUGCAGCGACUGCCCGCCAACUUUGACCCCUCCAAGAAGUACCCCGUGCUCUUCAACCCCUAUGGCGGACCCGGCGCGCAGCAGAUCCCGAAGACGUGGAAGGCGCUGUCAUGGAACGCCUACAUUUCGUCCGACCCCGAGCUGGAAUACGCACAGUGGGUGGUUGACAACCGUGGCACUGGUUACAAGGGCCGUGCUUUCCGCUCGCUGGUGGCGGGCCAGCUGGGCAAGCUGGAGGCCGAGGACCAAGUCUGGGCGGCGCAGCAGAUCCUCGACAAGUACGAGUGGGCCGACCCCGACCACGUCGCCAUCUGGGGCUGGUCGUUCGGCGGCUACCUCAGCAGCAAGGUCGUCGAGCUCGACUCGGGCGUGUUCACGCUGGGCCUGAUCACGGCGCCGGUCACCGACUGGCGCUUCUACGACUCCAUGUACACGGAGCGCUACAUGAAGACGUACACCGCCAACCCCGCCGGCUACAACGAGACGGCCGUGCGGAAGACGGAGGGCUUUAAGAACAUCGAGGGCGGUUUCUUGAUCACCCACGGCCUGGGCGACGAUAAUGUGCAUUUCCAGCACUCGGCUGUGCUGGCGGAUGUGCUGAUGGCGGGCGGUGUCGGCCCUGAUAAGUUCGAUAGCCAGUGGUUCACGGAUUCGGAUCAUAACAUCAGGUACAACGGGGAUAGUGCUUUCCUGUACAAGCUCCUGACGAAGCGGAUUUACGAGGAGAAGAACAGAGUCCCCGGAGAGGGUGAAGAGAAGCACCAGUGGAGUAGAAGGGAGAUUGUUGUUUAG
Molecule: messenger RNA, 2328 nt
Organism: Lasiodiplodia theobromae
Lineage: Eukaryota; Fungi; Ascomycota; Dothideomycetes; Botryosphaeriales; Botryosphaeriaceae
Product: Extracellular dipeptidyl-peptidase Dpp4
Exons: 2
Coding region: 1-2328 (775 amino acids)
Biological process (GO): proteolysis
Molecular function (GO): dipeptidyl-peptidase activity; serine-type peptidase activity
Source: RefSeq, a predicted model, not a curated record